AUGGCAUCUCGCAGUUCCUCCAGGCUAUCCGCUAUCUCAAGCCACAUCGACAAUAAAUCGGCUAGAACUAACCCCGAAAUGUCUUCUUCAGUCCAAAUCCCAGACCAAUUACCCUGGAAUCCGAACAACACACAGUUCCCUUCAAUCAAGAAUCUACCGAAACUGCCCGGCGCACCGGAGGACGCUGCUUGGGUCUGGGGAAAAGAUGAUGAGUUGGGUAGAUUGAAUCUGUUAACACCGCAGCGGGUUAAGGCUUCGACUGCUGAGAUCGAGACAGGCCAAAUGGUUCGAUUGGAUCUUCCUCUCACGGUGCCCGAGAAGCCUGCUUUCGACCGUGAGGUCUUCCAGCAUAAUAUCAAGACACUUGCUGCGGAUAUAUCCUAUGAUGAUACAUAUACCAUGAACACGCAGAGUGGGACUCAAUGGGAUGGGUUUAGGCAUUUCUCCCACAUUGACAGCAAACUAUUCUACAACGGGGCCAAAAGCACCGACUUCCUAGGCCCAACAGCAAACCACCGCUGCAGCAUCCACCACUGGUCAACCCACGGCAUAGCUGGCCGAGGAAUCCUCCUAGACUACUACCACUAUGCGCAAACAAACAAAAAAGCCUACGAUCCCUACACAACCCACAGCAUAACUUUAUCCGAGCUACAAGCCUGCGCAAAAGCCCAAGGCCUAGACCUCCGCCCGCAAUUUCAAGGCGGCGACAUCCGCAUCGGAGACAUCCUCCUCAUUCGCUCAGGCUUUGUAGAAAGGUACUACCAACUCAGCUCGGAAGAACGCUAUGCGGCAGCAACACGGUCACACGAGGCCCUGUGCUUCGCGGGAGUGGCGCGCGAGCCGGACAUGCGGGAUUGGUUGCAUGAUUGUUAUUUUGCUGCGGUUGCGGGAGAUUCACCGACUUUUGAGGCGUGGCCGGUUCCUAAUCAUGAUUAUUUGCACCAGAGUAUGUUGGCGCUUUGGGGUUGUCCGAUUGGUGAGAUGUGGGAUUUGGAAAGCUUGGCGAAGCUGUGUCGGGAGAAAGGGAAGUGGUCGUUUUUUGUUACGAGUGCUCCGGCUAAUAUGCCUGGUGGCGUUGGAUCGCAUGCGAAUGCUACUGCUAUUCUUUGA
This is a messenger RNA of Penicillium antarcticum, 1110 nucleotides long. RefSeq lists its product as uncharacterized. Gene Ontology annotation, molecular function: arylformamidase activity. The coding region runs from base 1 to 1110 and encodes 369 amino acids. The transcript is spliced from 6 exons. The record is from RefSeq and is a predicted model, not a curated record. Lineage: Eukaryota; Fungi; Ascomycota; Eurotiomycetes; Eurotiales; Aspergillaceae.